Acipenser ruthenus (sterlet) is the source of this 6247-nucleotide messenger RNA. Its product is annotated as protein phosphatase 1 regulatory subunit 12A. Lineage: Eukaryota; Metazoa; Chordata; Actinopteri; Acipenseriformes; Acipenseridae. The coding region runs from base 358 to 3264 and encodes 968 amino acids. The record is from RefSeq and is a predicted model, not a curated record. Gene Ontology annotation, molecular function: enzyme inhibitor activity; protein kinase binding; phosphatase regulator activity. Gene Ontology annotation, cellular component: A band; Z disc; cytoplasm. The transcript has 24 exons. Gene Ontology annotation, biological process: signal transduction.
GCUGGUGAUUUGAGGUAUACAGAGUCACUGAAAGAGAUUCAGAUCGUGUCUUCGACGUGGUGGUUUUAAGCUGCAGUUUCCGUGGCUUGUACACAGGCGGCGCAGUGCAUUGUCUCGGGUUUUUCUCCUCCCUGGUCGAAGGGCAGUCCUGCUUAUUCUCGCUCGGGUUUCUGCUGUGAUUACAUUGCCUUGUUAAGUUGUGUGGCUCUUGUCGGAUCGUCCCUCUCUCUCGACUUCAAUACAUUAUUCCCGCACUCCCCUCCCGGUUGCAAUGCCAGAUUCCUGCAGGCAGGUGGCGCAUUCGCUCUGCCAGCCAGUCCGCUGCUCCGCUCCGCUUCUCCACACCAAUCUAGGAAGAUGGCGGCGGAGGAUCGCUCCAGGUCGGACGCCGCUCGGAAGAAGCGCCGAGAGCAGCUGAGCCGAUGGACCGGCUCGGAAACGGACCGGUCCGAGGCAGAGUCGCGGGAUCGUCCCGGGGGAACAGGCCAGUCUCGGUACCGGGUCCGCUUCGCUCAGGGAGCCGUGUUCAUGGCAGCUUGCUCGGCGGGCGAUCGGGAAGAGGUCCGGGGUUUGCUUCAGCAGGGCGCUGAUAUCAACCACACGAAUGUGGACGGGCUAACAGCGUUACACCAGGCCUGUAUUGAUGAGAAUCUGGAGAUGGUGGAGUUUCUGGUUGAACACGGAGCGAACGUGAACCAGCCUGACAACGAGGGCUGGACCCCCCUGCACGCCGCCGCGUCCUGCGGCUUCACGGACAUCGCAGGGUUCCUGAUCAAGAAGGGGGCGCGCGUGGCGGCAGUGAACAGCGAGGGCGAGCUGCCCCUGGAUGUGGCGCAGGAGUCGGCCAUGGAGAGGCUGCUGCAGGCUGAGAUUAAGAAGCAAGGGGUGGAUGUGGAGUUGGCGCGCCAGGAGGAGAAGAGACUGAUGCUGCAGGAUGCUCAGCAUUGGGUCAAUCAGGGCAAGGUCACGGUGAGCCGGCACCCCAAAACCGGGGCCACCGACCUGCACGUCGCGGCAGCCAAGGGGUACCUCGAGGUCAUCAAGCUGCUGCUGAAGGCUGGGUUCGAUGUGAAUGUGAAGGAUAAUGAUGGCUGGAGCUCCCUGCAUGCUGCAGCGCACUGGGGCCAGGAGGAGGUGUGCCGGCUGCUGGGGGAGAGUCUGUGCGACAUGCAGGCCGUCAACAAAGUGGGUCAGACUGCCUUCGAUGUGGCCGAUGAGAGCCUCGUGGAAAUGCUCGAGGAGCUGCAGAAGAAACAGAGCCAGUUGCGGAUCGAGAAGGAGAAGCAGGCCAAGCUGCAGCCCGCCCUCAUCGAGACGAGCCCACUGUCCCAGAGUGCCCUGGGCCGCACACGCAGGAGCUCUAUUUCUCGUAUGAGCAGCAAAGAGAAGAUCUCUCUGCACGACAAGGAGAGGCGUGCCCUGGAGACACUUGAACCCGUGGCCUUCGAGGGAGUGGAGGAGGAGAGGAAGGGAGAGGGGGAGUCGAGCAGCUCCAGCUCCGAGGAGGAAUCUGACACUGAGUCCGAGACCGAGUCAGAGAAAGUGAAAACUCGUGAAAUGAUAAACAACCUGAACAACAAACUGAACAGUCCUGCCAUCGCCAGCGUCGCCGCGGCAGCCAGUGGACCCAGCAAGAAGAGCUCCAGCCCCCCCAGCAAGCCCCCUGCAGCUCCUCGCUCUUCCACGGGCGGGGCGGAGGAGGAGAGGAAGGAUGGAGCAGCGCCCCCUACCUCCUGGAGGACCUCGCUGCGCAAGACGGGCAGCUACGGGGCCCUGAACAGCGCAGGGGCCCCUGGGGGCCAGGAGGAGAGCAAGGCCCGGGACAGCAGUGGGGGGAUCAUCCGGUCCACGUCCAGCCCCCGGCUCACCGGCACAGAGACACAGGCCAAGGACGGAGAGAGCAGGGAGCCCCGUCUGGCCCGGGUCCCCCCCACCCCCACCCGACGCCUCUUCAGCAUCCCAGACAGCAGCCAGGAGCCCCCCAGCAGCAGCUCGUUUCCACGGCAACCCGCAAUGCAUGACAGCACUGAUGUCACGGGCGCACUCGCCAGGAGCUCCUCCUACACACGCCGCCUCAACAGCCAAUCAGGGAGCGAGGUCUCAAGCUCCGCCCCCGGCUUCCAGCGCAGCUCCUCCUUCGGACGCAAAGCAGAGGAUUCUGGGACGACUCCCACCUCCUCUGCCCUCGGCCGACUCAACGCCCUCACGGCUCAGAGGCUUGCACGGCAGGUGGAGGACAAAGACUCUGUUUCCACGACAACUACGACAUCAUCAUCAUCAUCCUCGUCCAGCACGACCGCCGCCACCCAGGGCGAGGCCAAGGAGCGCCGCAGAUCGUACCUGACCCCGGUGCGAGACGAGGAGGCCGAGGCCCAGAGGAAGGCACGAUCCCGACACGCCCGGCAGUCCCGGAGAUCCACGCAGGGAGUCACUCUGACGGACCUGCAGGAGGCUGAGAAGACGAUGAAGGGACAGCAGGAGAGGAGAGCAACCGAGCAGAGAGAGGAGGAGGAGGAGAAGGAGAGAGUGGAGGCACUUAGCAAGCACCGGGCUAGCAGGACUGGAGAAGAGGGGGAGGUCAGCUGGAGGUCACGCAUUGCGAACCUGCAGAAGUCAGACCUGCUGGGCCUCACGAACCCCGCUGACGCCAGCCGACCUGCCAGACCUGAGGAGAGCAAAGAGGCCUCGGGGGAGAAGGACUCGGAUGACAAGCUGGGACCGGGAAUGAGAGACCGACAAAGACCACGAGGAAAGAGAAGAGGAGAGGGACUGAACAACACGAGUGAUGACAACGAGGACACCGGAGAGGAAGAGGGAGGGGGCCGGGCCGAGCAGGCUGACAGGCUCAGCAGGGGUGAGCUGAUGGCCAAUGACAGGAUUGCUAGCCGUGGCUCCUCCCUCUACUCUCGCUCUAGCUCCGCCUACUCUCGCUCUGACCCCUCUGAGACGGACAGGAAGGACUACAAGAAGCUCUAUGAGGAGAUGAGCAGGGAGAAUGCACGGCUACAGGCCCAGUUCCAGGACUCCCAGAAAAAGAUCAUCCAGACCAAAGGGGAACUGGACAAGGCCAGCCAGAUGCAGGAGCGCUUUGCAGACCGCUCUGUGCUGCUGGAGAUGGAGAAGAAGGAGCGCCGAUCCCUGGAGAGAAGAGUCUCAGAGCUGGAGGAAGAGAUGGAGGUCUUAUCCAAUCUGAAGGCUGACAACCAGCGCUUGAAAGAUGAGAACGGAGCUCUGAUCCGAGUCAUCAGCAAGCUGUCCAAAUAGCGCCACCCGGUGGAGACUCGUGGCAGGACUAGCGAAUGAGGGAGAAAGAAAGAGAGUCCGCCUGUUCCAUCCAUCCGUGUCGGCCACCACACGUUCCAGUGCCAAAGAGAGAAGGAAGAGGAGGAAGGAGAGAGAGAAAAACAAUCAACCAACUGACAUUUAACCCGCUGAAAACAAAGUGAGGAGAGACGAAGAGAAAUGUCUUCGCAAGCACACUGACAUGCGCGCACACACUGACACACACUGACGCACACACACACUGACGCGCACAUACUGACACACACUGACACACACACACACACUGACGCGCACACACUGACGCACACACACAGACACAGACACGCGCGCACACACUGACAACCCUUCCCAAGCACAUACAGAGGAACACACACACUGACACACACUGACGCACACACACACACUGACACACACUGACGCACACACACACGCGCACACACUGACAACACUUCCCAAGCACAUACAGAGGAACACGCACACACACACUCACACACACUAACACAGACACAGACACGCACACGCACUCAAACAUGUGCCAUUCCAUUUUUGCUUGAAUUUGAUUAAACUAUGCAUGGGUGUUUGUCCCAAGAAAUGUAUUUCCCAUCCCAUAUAAAGGUUUCCCACAGUAAAAGCACAGCACAGUGUAAUAAAGCACAGUGAAAGCAUGGUAAAGCCUAGGGAAGCAUUGUGAACCCCAGAGAGGCAUGGAAGGGAUUUUAUGAAUGUAGCUCAUGCUGACCCUGCUUUCCACAGCACCGUGCCCGUGUAGAAUCAGCUCAGAGUCGUUGUUUGGCAUGGAUUUCAGUUCUGGACCAGCCCUCUGUCUGCCCAGCGUGUAGAAUCAGCUCAGAGUCGUUGUUUGACAUGGAUUUCAGUUCUGGACCAGCCCUCUGUCUGCCCAGCGUGUAGAAUCAGCUCAGAGUCGUUGUUUGACAUGGAUUUCAGUUCUGGACCAGCCCUCUGUCUGCCCAGCGUGUAGAAUCAGCUCAGAGUCGUUGUUUGACAUGGAUUUCAGUUCUGGACCAGCCCUCUGUCUGCCCAGCGUGUAGAAUCAGCUCAGAGUCAUUGUUUGGCAUGGAUUUCAGUUCUGGACCAGCCCUCUGUCUGCCCAGCGUGUAGAAUCAGCUCAGAGUCGUUGUUUGGCAUGGAUUUCAGUUCUGGACCAGCCCUCUGUCUGCCCAGCGUGUAGAAUCAGCUCAGAGUCGUUGUUUGGCAUGGAUUUCAGUUCUGGACCAGCCCUCUGUCUGCCCAGCGUGUAGAAUCAGCUCAGAGUCGUUGUUUGGCAUGGAUUUCAGUUCUGGACCAGCCCUCUGUCUGCCCAGCGUGUAGAAUCAGCUCAGAGUCGUUGUUUGGCAUGGAUUUCAGUUCUGGACCAGCCCUCUGUCUGCCCAGCGUGUAGAAUCAGCUCAGAGUCGUUGUUUGGCAUUGAUUUCAGUUCUGGACCAGCCCUCUGUCUGCCCAGCGUGUAGAAUCAGCUCAGAGUCGUUGUUUGACAUGGAUUUCAGUUCUGGACCAGCCCUCUGUCUGCCCAGCGUGUAGAAUCAGCUCAGAGUCGUUGUUUGACAUGGAUUUCAGUUCUGGACCAGCCCUCUGUCUGCCCAGUGUGUAGAAUCAGCUCAGAGUCGUUGUUUGACAUGGAUUUCAGUUCUGGACCAGCCCUCUGUCUGCCCAGCGUGUAGAAUCAGCUCAGAGUCGUUGUUUGGCAUUGAUUUCAGUUCUGGACCAGCCCUCUGUCUGCCCAGCGUGUAGAAUCAGCUCAGAGUCGUUGUUUGACAUGGAUUUCAGUUCUGGACCAGCCCUCUGUCUGCCCAGCGUGUAGAAUCAGCUCAGAGUCGUUGUUUGACAUGGAUUUCAGUUCUGGACCAGCCCUCUGUCUGCCCAGCGUGUAGAAUCAGCUCAGAGUCGUUGUUUGGCAUGGAUUUCAGUUCUGGACCAGCCCUCUGUCUGCCCAGCGUGUAGAAUCAGCUCAGAGUCGUUGUUUGGCAUGGAUUUCAGUUCUGGACCAGCCCUCUGUCUGCCCAGUGUGUAGAAUCAGCUCAGAGUCGUUGUUUGGCAUGGAUUUCAGUUCUGGACCAGCCCUCUGUCUGCCCAGCGGUUCAGCAUCAAAGCGCGUCCGUCACGGACAGCGUUCUUCAGCGUGUCCGCCUCCUUUUUCCCUCCAGUUCUCGCGAUGCUUCCACUGUGUUGUGUGAAUUAGGACCCCCCCCCCCCACACUGUGUGUGUGCGUUUCCUUUUAAUGAAUCAAAAAAGUGUUUUAUUUGAUUUUUUAUAAGCAGUCACCCAAUGUAACAUAUACUGUGCUUCAGAUCUAUUCAUUUGUGAGUUUUUGGGCGGGGGGGGGGGGGGGGGUUCAUUUUUUUCAUUAUGUUUUAAUCACGGACCAUUUCUGGGGAGUUUUCUGUAGCUGUUCUAAUGCCCCUGACCUCAGUCUCCAGCUUGCACAAGCUUUAAACUCACGCCUGUGCUGUCAGACAGACAGACAGACAGACCGACAGUACAGUCAAUUAGCAUAGUCGGUACAGACAGUCGGACGGACAGGGUUCACUGUGUAUCGAUGAAUCGGCCUCGGGGCUGAUGUUGGAAGCAGGUUGUUAGUGAUGAUGUGGUCUUGGUGGUUGCCGUGGAGACUGAAGGAAGCCUUUUUAUUCGCUUAGCCAUUUCGAACUGUAGUGUGGCACCUCAGAGGUGAAAGGUCAUUGCACAGGAUUGUACCGCGUUUCAUUUUGGUUUUUGAAACACUAAUAUGCAAUUUAUAACGGUUUUGUUUGGAUGAAAGUGUUUUUUGUUCCUUCGUUUUUUGUUGGAGGGGCUGUAGUGAAUGAAUAUAUAAAUAUAUAUUAUAAUAACCAUAUAAAAAAUGAUAAAGUUUCAUGUUUCUUAAUAUUUUUCACAUAUUUUCUAAUAUAUUAAAGUUGACUUCACCUGAACAGCACAUGAUACCUGAAUAAAAUCUCUGUUUGAUAA